Molecule: messenger RNA, 1179 nt
Organism: Echinops telfairi (small Madagascar hedgehog)
Lineage: Eukaryota; Metazoa; Chordata; Mammalia; Afrosoricida; Tenrecidae
Gene: FFAR4
Product: free fatty acid receptor 4
Exons: 3
Coding region: 1-1098 (365 amino acids)
Biological process (GO): G protein-coupled receptor signaling pathway
Cellular component (GO): membrane
Molecular function (GO): peptide binding; G protein-coupled receptor activity
Source: RefSeq, a predicted model, not a curated record
AUGGCCCCCGAGUGCACGCAGGCCCCCGGCCCUGGCCGCCCGCGCCACCUGGAGCUGGUCAACUGGACCCGCUUCCCCUUCUUCUCCGACGUCAAGGGCGACCACCGGCUGGUGCUGAGCACCGUGGAGACGGUCGUGCUAGCGCUCAUCUUUGUGGUGUCGCUGCUGGGCAACGUGGGCGCCCUGGUGCUGCUGGCGCGGCGCCGGCGCCGGGGCACCGCCACCUGCUUCGUGCUCAACCUCUUCUGCGCCGACCUGCUCUUCACCAGCGCCAUCCCGCCCGUGCUGGCCGUGCGCUGGACCGAGGCCUGGCUGCUGGGACCUGCCGCCUGCCACCUGCUCUUCUACGUGAUGAGCCUGAGCGGCAGCGUCACCAUCCUCUCGCUGGCCGCCGUCAGCCUGGAGCGCGUGGUCUGCAUCGUGCGCCUGCGGCGCGGCCGGCGGGGCCCCGGGGUGCGCGCGCGGGCCGCCCUGCUCGCCGGCCUCUGGGGCUACUCGGCGCUCGCCGCGCUGCCGCUCUGCGUCUUCUUCCACGUCGUCCCGCAGCGGCUCCCGGCCGCCGGGGCCGGCGCCGAGAGGGUAAUUCCUGUGUGUACACUGGUUUGGCCCAACGUUGCAGGAGAAAUCUCUUGGGAUGUGGCUUUUAUCACCUUGAACUUCUUGGUACCGGGACUAAUCAUUGUCAUCAGUUACACCAAAAUCUUACAGAUCACGAAAGCGUCCAGGAAGAGGCUCACCAUGAGCCUGGCGUACUCAGAGAGCCACCAGAUCCGAGUGUCCCAGCAGGACUUCCGGCUCUUCCGCACGCUCUUCCUGCUCAUGGUCUCCUUCUUCAUCAUGUGGAGCCCCAUCAUCAUCACCAUCCUCCUCAUCUUGAUCCAGAACUUUAAGCAGAACUUGGUCAUCUGGCCGUCGUUCUUCUUCUGGGUGGUGGCCUUCACGUUCGCCAAUUCUGCCCUCAACCCCAUUCUCUACAACAUGUCCCUGUUCAGGAACGAAUGGAGGAAGGUCAUCUGCUGCUUCUUGUUCCCAGAAAAGGGAGACAUUUUCACAGACACAUCUGUACGGAGAAAUGAUUUAUCGAUUAUUUCCAACUAAUUCGUUUGCUUCUUCCUUAGUCCACGCUUCUCACUAUGUGGUGAGCCCCAGGAUGUUUUCCAAUGGAGCCGAUUUCCAGGA